UCUCCAAAGCGACUGGAGAACAGAAAAAAAAACCUGACGUGCAGAGAGGCCAUUUGGUUCCCUACUGCGUGAGCUCUCUUAUUGUGAUGUGGAUUAUUCCAAUUGCCCUGCUUCUUUCAAGAGUCCAAGGAACAGUUGCAGGUAUGCAAGAGCCAGAGAUCUGCUAUGUCCUGGAUGCAAUACUUUUCCUGUAUGGGAUAGUCCUCACUGCUCUCUACUGCCACCUCAAGGUUAAGACUGCAAAGGCCCAAAAAUCGUCUGCGCAUUCUGAACACUAUGAGCAACUCAACUUUCCUGAGAAACAGAUCUACAGUGAAAUUGGCAAAGGACAUGUAGAGAUGGAGACAAAGCAAUAAAAAAGAAGAAUGACAUUUUACAGCCUACACAGUGGGACUUGGUUGUUCUGUUUUUGUGUAAUGGAAACCAUUUCAUAAUCCAUCAGCAAAAUGGCUCGACUGGCUGCAAAUAGCAGAAACCUUUCUGGCUUAGGGACAGCAAUAUUUAGUUUUGUCAUUCUGUUUUGUGAUGUUGCAUGGCAUUCAGGGCAAUAUAUAGGAUAAACUACUGAUAUUAUUGUGCAGUUGAUAUAAUAAUAAUAAAAUAUAGCCACUCAAUUUGAUCAUUGCUUACAUUUGCAUGCAAAUAUACCUUAUUUAUGAUGCUACUAUCUUUCAAGAUUAUGUGUAUAAAAUGUAAAUUAUAUUAUACCAGCCUAUAAUCCAUUUAGCCCUUCCCUAGUCUUGUGUCCUUUUUUUAUUAAAGAUGACAUUGUGCUGAAUAAACAUACUUUUUUAUUUU
This is a messenger RNA of Bombina bombina (fire-bellied toad), 798 nucleotides long. RefSeq names its product high affinity immunoglobulin epsilon receptor subunit gamma-like. Gene Ontology annotation, molecular function: IgE receptor activity. Bases 87 to 356 code for a protein of 89 amino acids. The record is from RefSeq and is a predicted model, not a curated record. Lineage: Eukaryota; Metazoa; Chordata; Amphibia; Anura; Bombinatoridae. The transcript has 5 exons. Gene Ontology annotation, biological process: cell surface receptor signaling pathway. Gene Ontology annotation, cellular component: Fc-epsilon receptor I complex.